Molecule: messenger RNA, 4177 nt
Organism: Drosophila busckii
Lineage: Eukaryota; Metazoa; Arthropoda; Insecta; Diptera; Drosophilidae
Gene: Kpc1
Product: E3 ubiquitin-protein ligase RNF123
Exons: 11
Coding region: 52-4053 (1333 amino acids)
Cellular component (GO): cytoplasm
Molecular function (GO): protein binding; ubiquitin-protein transferase activity
Source: RefSeq, a predicted model, not a curated record
GACCGAAAAGUAUGCAAUGAAAAUUAAUGUGGUAUUAUUAUUAAUGCCGAGAUGUCGAUAUCAAAAUUAUUCGUGAAAGUGUUUAACGAGGAUAUAUUCGAGUACUUGAGUCAGGAGAACUAUAAUUCAGAGUUGGACGAUGAAUUGGACGGUGGGAAUUGUUCUACUGUGCCGGACGUGCGGAGGGCUAAAGUGGAUGACCUCUCCGUGUCCAAACAAAUGACCAUUGUAAAGCACUGGCUCGAUGACAAGUUCCAGCAGAUACAAACCGACAGCAAUGAGGAAAUUCGACAACUUUAUGUGGAAACGGAGUCGCGCAUUGGCCCAGAACUGGCCAUAUUCGAUGUUGAUUAUACGACAACUGUGCGCGUCUCAACAGACAGGCUGGCCUUGCGCUCCCAAGGCAGUUUCAAUUCAGUGCGCGCAAAUUGUUGCGUCUACGGAGGCCGCUGGAUGUAUGAGGUUCACCUGCACACUAAAGGCGUCAUGCAAAUUGGCUGGGCAUCGGGCAGUUGUGUAUUCAAUGAGAAUAGCGGCGUGGGAGAUACAAAGUGUAGCUAUGGGUACGACGGCAGUAAGCAGCAAAUCUGGCAUAUUUCGACUAAAAAAUAUGGUGACAAGUGGCAAAUUGGUGAUAUUAUUGGCGUUACCAUUGAUGUGGACCGCGAGACUAUAGAAUACUAUCGCAAUGGGCGAUCAAUGGGCGUGGCCUUUGACAAAAUCCAAAAAGGGCCAAGCAUUACCUUUUUUCCGGCCAUAUCAUUGGGCUAUACGCAGGGCGUGGAGGCAAAUUUUGGCAAUCGUCCAUUUGUAUAUCCUGUGCCUGGCUAUCAGCCUCUCAUGGCACGUCCCAUACUUAAGCUGCGACGCUCAAACUUGCUGCUUGAUUACCUCAUCAAUUUGGCCGGCAUUUUUGCGCAUUAUACUGCUCAGGGGCGAUCGACACUGGACUCUUCUGCUGAGGUACGCGUAUCCACCAAAAAGACAGUCUACUGCAUAUUUGCAACAAUGCUUAUUGAGCGUUUCACAAAUGAGAUAUUUGAUCCAUAUAUAAUUGAGGACGUACUCUUGGCACGCAUUUCCCGCAUGACAAGUUUGGCUGCCGAGAAAGAAAAUCCACAUAGCUCACUUAUGGGCUUACUUUCCCUGUUUUGGAACUUUAUGGAGGCCGAUGAGAUAAAGUUUGUACUGCGCAAGCUGGUUAAUACGCUCUUGGGCACCUACACACACACCGUACAAGGCCUGGACUACGAAAGUCAUCGCCAAGCGCUAAAUAUGCUGCACUGUCUCUGUCUGCAUGAGCAGACGCGCAAGUAUCUGCUCGAGGGCAAGCUCUUUAAGAAACACUGCCUUGCUUUCUUUCUCUACAUACAUCCGCCGGAGUUCUAUAUAAUGGAGCAAUUGCUGCCGGACAACCAAGUCUGGACGGAGGGGAUUGAUGGACCUAAAGAUAAAUAUUUACAUGUGGCUGAAAAGCUGCGCAAGGUCACAGAUAUGCUGUAUACCUCACAAAAGGACUUUGUCAAUACGCUCAUGAUCAACACAGACGGCAGCAGUGAAAGUCCUUCGAGUCGUAAGCUAUUCAUUGCCAAAUUACGUCGUUAUGUCAUUGAUCUAAGCAUGGAGCAACGCCCAUUUCAUGCGUUUUUCUUUAUGCAAUCAAGCAUUCAACAUCCGCUGGAUGCACCAGUCGCGCUGGCAUUUGUCUGCAUACUCGUUGACCAAGUGCGUCAGCUCUUUAAGGAUGAGCUGCCCAACAACACAGUUGAAGUGAAUCCAGAUUAUUUCGUAGAUGGUACUUAUGAUUAUAUGCACUUUGAUCGCAUUGGCGGUGUGCUUUCGCAUCUGCGUAAGGUUCAUCGAGCGGACAUUGAUGCACGUUUGGGCGUAGAUCGUACUCAGCAAAUCUUUGAGGAUGAGCGCAAUGCCAUGCGUGUCAACGAAAUGGACACUACACUCUAUCUGCUCGGCGAGAAUAUCAACAAUGUAACUGUAGUGGGCCAUACUCAGGGUAAUGCCAACCCACCCAUGACACAAUUUCUUAACACGCGACCCACAGCAGUGCCAGACGCAGCUCCAGGCAAUGUUACAUCCGACACAAGCAUCUGCGAGCUGUUGGACGUUAGCAUCAUAUUUUACUACACCGCUGGCCACAAGUAUAUUGUGAAAAUUGCCGGCGUGCGUGAUGAGAUUGCAACGCUAAAUGAAGUGCUCAGGGAGACCAAAUACUAUCGCGAGGAUAUUGAGCGUAAGCUGAUGACUCUAGAGCAGCACGCUUCUGUUUGCAUGAACGAUAGUCAUCAGCAUGUUAUGUCUGAGUUGCGUUCCAAGUUUAGUCUGCGUCAAAAUGUGUUUGCGACGCGGUCCAUAUCAUUGGGGAGAAAACAAAUUUGGCUGCGGGCUGUGGCUUUAAGCAAUAAUCGUCGCAAUUUGCUGAUUUGGCUGCUAGAGCGCACACUGCGCACUUUAUCCAGCGCCUCGCUUAUGGGUUCCCUGUUUACGUUUGUGCCUGAGAUUUAUGUUAAUACGUUGCCCAUUUUGUUGGACAGUGUUAUGGACUUUACCUACCACGAUAUGCGAGCUCAAUUCGAUGUGGCUGAUGCUGAGUGCAGCGUAAAUGCAGCCGCUGAAUUUCUGAGCCAGCACUCCGCAGAUCCGCGCAUUGUGCUUGCCUCUUGCAAGGAUUCGCUGCUGCAGGCCCUGGGCACACUUACCUGCCACAAAUGUGGAGUCCGUGCGCUAGAGCGUGCCUCAAAGCGUUCUCAAAGCGCAUUGGUGCGCUCUUUGCUGCGUCCGUAUGAGAAUCGUGCCUGGGGUCAGAGCAAUUGGCUGCUAUUGCGCUUUUGGAUGGGAGAAGGCUAUGCCUACAAGGAUUCACGCCAGCCCAGCGUCUGGCAAGGUGGCUCCCAGCCGCAUUAUCAGGGACUCUGUCGCAGUCGCUCAAAGAACGAAACACACACGGGACUGCUGCAUAAUGUAGCGCCAGCAAAUCCAUCCAAGCAUUAUCAACGUCUAAUCGGUGCCAAACUAUUCGAGGAUGAGCCUUUUGCAACCACCUUUCUCAACUCUGUGCUUAGUCAGCUGAACUGGGCGUUCUCUGAGUUCAUUCUACUGCUGCAAGAGAUACAAAACACUGCUCAACGUCAGGAGAACACGCUGUUUGAGCCGAAGCAGUUAAAAAUAUGCUCCAUGUGCUUUGAGCUAACGGUUUCGCUAAUGCGCUGCCUGGAAAUGAUUAUAACAGUGGCUCCAGAGAUUGUCACCGAUGAGUCGCGUCCCAAUAGCGAUUUGCUUUUGAAUCGCAUUUGCCAGCUCAUUAGUCAAGUGCUGUCGCGCGUUACGGUGCCGCCUGGUUGCUUUCAGUUUGUGGUGGACAUGUGCUCCGCUGAUCUUAAUGCUGUGACACACUAUCCCAUUAUAACAGCAGCCUUGGGCAUAUUGCUAGCACUUUUGCGUGGUGAAAUCGAUAGCAAUGUGACACCCCAAAAGGUGACGCGCAUAUCACGUGCUUUUCUUACCGAUCCCAGCUUUCAGUUUGCCACAUUGGAGUUCGCACUGGGCGAGAUACGCACGCCGCUGCUGGAGCAGAAGGAAAUACCACGUGGAAAUUUUGAUCCAUCAGCGCGUCCGCACAUAGAUCCGCUGACAAAUGAUGUGCGUGUGCCAUUUCUCAACAACUCCAAGCGCAUACGUGCUGAUCCGCCCAUUAUUUCGUUUACGUUGAAUGAUUAUCCGACACAUGUGUCUACGGAGGAAGUUGAAGAUGUACGUCGCCUCAUCGAAGGCCUGCGCAUUAAACAAACUCUACUCUCGGAUAUAACACUGCCUUCGGAGGACUCUUUGUGCCCCAUUUGUUGUGCCAAGCCUAUUACAGCUGUCUUUACGCCCUGCAAGCAUCAAUCCUGCAGUGAUUGCAUUAUGCAGCACAUGAUGAACUCCAAAGUGUGCUUCUACUGCAAGACAACUAUCAAAACCAUCGAAACGCUGGAUGGCACUGUCAUCUAUUCCAACGACGAACAACCAUUAGUGCUGCCCAUUGAGGAGGCUGCUUAGGAUCCCACCGCAUACUGUACUCCGGAUUGGAACCAACUCUUGUCUAUACUAUGCUAUGCUUAAUCUGUUGUCAUGUCAAACUGUUUACCUCUAAUGCAAAUUCGCAUGUGCAAUUAUGCUUCAA